Messenger RNA from Cladocopium goreaui, 906 nucleotides. The record is from the annotation of a GenBank genome assembly. Lineage: Eukaryota; Dinophyceae; Suessiales; Symbiodiniaceae.
AUGCGACUCAUCCGAAACUUUCCCUGCCAGGGAUACCGACAGCUAGAAGAGUUGCUGCAAAACGCAUCCAGCGCAUCUCUUCCUGGAGACUCGUCCUCAAGCCGCAUUGAGACUGUGGAGGAGGACCACCCAGAUGGCCUGGAGACUGUUGUCCUGGACUGCGACCAGACAGUGGCCGCUUCCGGGACAGAAGUGGUCUUCCCUUUGAGGUCUUCGCUGCGCAAGCACGGGGCAAAACAGCAAAACUGCCUUGAGGAGUGGUCACGUCGUCAUGAGCAGCUGCGCAAGGAGGCUUUCCUGCGUAUGCAGACCUUGCUCCAAAGCAGGCGGCAGCCACCUCAAGGUGCGACUUUCAACAACAUCCCUGGAUGCUACAAGAGUUCAAGUGAUGACCUCUGUGACUCCUCAUCGGAGGACCAUGCCAUGAAGGAUGUGGGUGAGACUGGUGGAACACCUGAUGUGCAACAAGCAACUCGGCAGGGGACAGCUUGGACGCCGGCAACCGUGGACUGGUGCAGGUGGAUUUUCCUCAUAUUGGACGAUCCUGAGCAUUUCAUCAUCGGCAAAGUUAUCUCAGCUUUCAUCAUACUCACCAUUUUGGUCAGCACAACCACUUUCAUCCUGGAGUCCAUGCCCAGCUUUCAGCAUCGACCUGCGCUUUGUGAAGAGUUGUUGCUGGCAGGGCAGCCAAUCACCAAAAUCGCUUGCGAACCAGUGCCAGAUGAAAGUUUCUUCUACUUGGAAAUAGUGUGCAUUGCCAUCUUCACAAUCGAAUAUUUGGCGCGGCUCCUCACGUGCCACACGGAGCCGAACUUCGGCGGCAGCGCAGUGGGGCGGACCCUUCGCUAUGCCAGGACGCCUUUGAAUAUCAUUGACAUCCUGGUGGCUGGGCACAUGAAAAGAUGA